AUGGUGCAGCCCGCAGGGCUCGCGCGGCUCCCGCGCUUGGGCGGCCCGGCGCGGGCGGGGGCGCCGAGGGCGGGGGAGCAGGGCCGAUUCGCAGGGCCGGGUCGGGGCCGCGCAGGCCGCGCCGUUCGGGAGCGGGCCCCGCGGGCGGGCUGGGCGGGGCGGGAGCCGCCGCGGAGCCUUCGGGCCGCCGCGACCAUGUCGGACCAGGCGCCCAAAGUUCCCGAGGAGAUGUUCAGGGAGGUCAAGUACUACGCGGUGGGCGACAUCGACCCACAGGUUAUUCAGCUUCUAAAAGCUGGGAAAGCUAAGGAAGUGUCGUACAAUGCACUCGCCUCACACAUCAUUUCAGAAGACGGGGACAAUCCGGAGGUGGGAGAAGCUCGGGAAGUCUUUGAUUUGCCUGUAGUCAAGCCUUCUUGGGUGAUUCUGUCCGUUCAGUGUGGAGCUCUUCUUCCAGUAAAUGGCUUUUCUCCAGAGUCAUGUCAGAUUUUCUUUGGAAUCACUGCCUGCCUCUCUCAGGUGUCCCCUGAGGACAGAAGCGCCCUGUGGGCUAUGCUCACCUUCCAUGGCGGGGGCUGCCAGCUGACUCUCGACAAGAAGUGCACGCACCUGGUUGUUCCAGAACCAAAGGGGGAGAAAUAUGAAUGUGCUUUAAAGAGAGCGAGUAUUAAAAUCGUGACGCCCGACUGGGUCCUGGAUUGCGUAGCUGAGAAGACCAAAAAGGACGAAGCACUUUACCAUCCUCGUCUCAUCAUUUAUGAAGAGGAAGAGGAGGAGGAGGAGGAGGAGGAGGAGGAGGUGGAAAACGAGGAACAAGAUUCCCAAAAUGAGGGCAGCACAGAUGAGAAGUCGAGCCCUGCCAGCUCUCAGGGAGGCUCCCCCUCGGGUGACCAGCAGUUUUCACCCAAAUCGAACACUGAAAAAUCUAAAGGGGAAUUGAUGUUUGAUGAUUCUUCAGAUUCGUCACCUGAAAAACAAGAGAGAAAUUUAAACUGGACCCCCGCGGAGGUCCCGCAGUUAGUGACAGCGAAGCGCAGGCUGCCUCCUGGCCAGGAGCCCGGGUUAAUUAACUUGUGUGCCAACGUGCCGCCGGUCCCAGGGAACAUCCUGCCCCCCGAGGUCCGCGGUAAUUUAAUGGCUUCAGGACAAAACCUCCAGAGUUCCGAAAGGUCAGAGAUGAUAGCUGCUUGGAGUCCAGCUGUGCGGACGUUGCGAAAUAUCACUAAUAAUGCUGACAUUCAGCAGAUCAACCGGCCGGCCAACGUAGCACACAUCUUACAGUCCCUCGCAGCUCCGACAAAGACCUUAGAGCCGCAGGUGAACCACGGCCAGCAGGGCCACGCGAACGCAGCGCUGCUCAGCCAGGCGAAAGUGACCCCGGAGCCACAUCUGUCGCCGCCACCACCGCCGCCGGCCCCGCCGCCCGUCCUGCACCUGCCGCCCCAGCAGGCCCUGCAGCUCCAGCAGCAGCCUUACCCGCCGCCGCCGCAUCCGUUUCGGCCGCCGCCACAGGCCCACCAGCCUCAGUUCCCCCCGCAGCAGCAGGUGCUGCAGCACCAGCUCGCACACUUGCAGCAGCUCCAGCGCCUGCACCAGCAGCAGCAGAUGCAAACGCAGACCCCCCAGGCCCCGCCGUGCCAGCUGCAGCACCAGCUAUUUGGGCACGACCCAGCAGUAGAGAUUCCAGAAGAAGGCUUCUUACUGGGCUGUGUGUUUGCAAUUGCGGAUUAUCCAGAGCAGAUGUCUGACAAACAGCUGCUGGCCACCUGGAAAAGGAUAAUCCAGGCGCACGGAGGUGCCGUGGACCCCACGUUCUCGAGCCGCUGCACGCACCUGCUCUGUGAGAGCCAAGUGAGCGGGCUGUUCGCACAGGCGGUGAAGGAGAGGAAGAGGUGUGUCACGGCGCACUGGCUGAACGCGGUGCUGAAGAAGAAGCGGCUCGUGCCGCCCCAUCGGGCCCUACACUUCCCCGUGGCCUUCCCGCCCGGGGGGAGGCCAUGCUCCCAGCACAUCAUCUCCGUGACCGGGUUUGUCGACGGAGACAGGGACGACCUGAAGCUGAUGGCCUGCCUGGCGGGCGCCAGGUACACGGGCUACCUGUGCCGCAGCAACACGGUCCUCAUCUGCAGAGAACCAACUGGUUUAAAGUAUGAGAAAGCCAAAGAGUGGAGGAUCCCGUGCGUGAACGCCCAGUGGCUGGGAGACAUCCUUCUGGGGAACUUGGAGGCCCUGCGGCAGAUUCAGUACGGCCGCUACACCACCUUCAGCCUGCAGGACCCCUUCGCCCCGGCUCCACACUUGGUUUCAAACCUUCUGGAUGCUUGGAGAGUUCCAUUGAAAGUGUCAGCAGAGUUGCUGAUGGGUGUACGACUGCCUCCCAAACUGAAGCAGAAUGAAGCAGCUAAUGUCCAGCCCUCUUCCAAAAGAGCCAGAAUUGAAGAUAUACCACCUCCCACUAAGAAGUUAACACCAGAAUUGACCCCUUUUGUGCUUUUCACUGGAUUUGAGCCUGUUCAAGUUCAACAGUAUAUUAAGAAGCUCUACGUUCUUGGUGGGGAGGUCGCCGAGUCUGCACAAAAGUGCACCCACCUCAUCUCCAGCAAGGUGACGCGCACCGUGAAGUUCCUGACCGCCAUCUCCGUGGUGAAGCACAUCGUGACUCCGGAGUGGCUGGAGGAGUGUUUCAAGUGUCAGAAGUUCAUUGAUGAGCAAAACUACCUUCUCCGAGAUGCCGAGGCUGAGGUGCUUUUCUCCUUCAGUCUGGAAGAGUCCUUGAGGAGGGCACGCGUGUCUCCGCUCUUUAAGGCGAAAUAUUUCUACAUCACUCCUGGAAUCUGCCCGAGUCUUUCAACUAUGAAAGCGAUCGUGGAAUGUGCAGGAGGGAAAGUACUGUCUAAACAACCAUCUUUCCGGAAACUCAUGGAACAUAAGCAAAAUAAGAGUUUGUCAGAAAUAAUUUUGAUAUCCUGUGAAAAUGACCUUCACUUGUGUCGAGAAUAUUUUGCCAGAGGAAUAGAUGUCCAUAACGCAGAGUUCGUUCUAACUGGAGUGCUCACACAGACACUGGACUACGAGUCAUAUCCUUUGAGAUGUGCGCUGCGGACCCCCGCGCAUCCUCGACGUCAGCUGUGUGGGCCCCGUAGCUCCAUGAAUGAGGACAUUUUUGCCAGAGCUGGUGAUAAAAGAGCCCUUCCAUUCUUAUAUCUAUCUCUGGGUUUUUUCCUACCUUUGGGUGGUUGGUGGGUGUCACCUCAGGGUCCCUUUUCUUGCAUCUGAAGGAGCCCGAGUCAUUCUGCCC
This is a messenger RNA of Physeter macrocephalus (sperm whale), 3298 nucleotides long. RefSeq names its product PAX interacting protein 1 (gene PAXIP1). The record is from RefSeq and is a predicted model, not a curated record. Lineage: Eukaryota; Metazoa; Chordata; Mammalia; Artiodactyla; Physeteridae. The transcript has 20 exons. Gene Ontology annotation, biological process: positive regulation of transcription initiation by RNA polymerase II. Gene Ontology annotation, cellular component: nucleus. Bases 1 to 3276 code for a protein of 1091 amino acids.